Molecule: messenger RNA, 1935 nt
Organism: Cucurbita maxima (winter squash)
Lineage: Eukaryota; Viridiplantae; Streptophyta; Magnoliopsida; Cucurbitales; Cucurbitaceae
Product: COBRA-like protein 7
Exons: 1
Coding region: 164-1576 (470 amino acids)
Biological process (GO): cellulose microfibril organization
Cellular component (GO): membrane
Source: RefSeq, a predicted model, not a curated record
CAUUUUCUUGAGCUUGGUUUGAGUUUGAAUAUCAAUUUCUUGAGCUUGGUUUGAGUUUGAAUAUCAAGUUCUUGAGCUUGGUUUGCGUUUGAAUAUCAAUUUCUUGAGCUUGGUUUGAGUUUGAAUAUCAAUUUCAUUUCUCUAAACAUCAGGAAAGAGUGAGAUGCACGUCUGUUGUAGACCCGAUCCAAGUGUUAAAACGAACAUCACAACUAGUGAAGAGUUCUUGCCUCGCCAAAAUGGCGAUCUAACGAUCAUGUAUGAUGUGACAAGAACCUAUGAUUCAAGUUAUUGGGCACAAGUCAAAAUUUCUAACCAUAAUCCUCUUGGUCGUCUUGAUUAUUGGAAGUUGAGCUGGGAAUGGAUGAAGGAUGAGUUCAUCUAUUCAAUGAAAGGUGCUUAUCCUUCUGUUGUUGAUUCUACUGAUUGCAUUUUUGGUAGACAAGGCACUUAUUAUAAGGAUUUAGACUUUGCCAAUGUAUUAAGCUGUGAAAAAAAGCCAACAAUUGUUGAUUUGCCUCCAACUAAGGCCAACGACACUACGCUCGGGUUGAUCCCGUUCUGUUGUCGAAAUGGGACGAUCUUGCCUUCUCAUAUGGACUCAAGCAAGUCGAUUUCAGCGUUUCAAAUGCAAGUUUUUAAAAUGCCACCAGAUCUCAAUAGAUCUCAGAUUACACCACCUCAGAAUUGGAAGAUCAGUGGCGUUCUAAACCCGACGUAUAAAUGUGGUGCUCCAUUGAGGGUAAGUCCUAGCGAAUUCCCAGACUCAAGUGGUUUACCAUUGAAUUCGACUGCAGUGGCUAGUUGGCAGGUUGUUUGUAAUAUAACCCACGUCAAGGACGACACACCAAAAUGCUGUGUUUCAUUUUCAGCUUACUACAACGAUUCUGUCGUCCCGUGUAGAACGUGUGCUUGUGGAUGCCCGCAUAAUGCUGCUCGUACAUGUAAUGCAACGUCCUCUGCAAUGCUCCUCCCACCGGAAGCCCUUCUUGUUCCGUUUGAGAAUAGGACCGCCAUGGCUGUGGCUUGGGCUGGUCUUAAACACUACCCAAUUCCCAAUCCCAUGCCUUGUCCUGAUAACUGUGGUGUGAGUAUCAAUUGGCAUUUGUAUACCGAUUAUAGAGACGGAUGGAGUGCAAGGAUUACUCUCUUCAACUGGGACGAAGUGAACUUUGCAGAUUGGUUUGCUGCAGUUCAGAUGAAGAAAGCAGCACCUGGUUUCCAGGCAAUGUACUCGUUCAACGCGACGACCUUGGAACUGGAUGGUGCCAAUAAUACUAUCUUUAUGCAGGGUAAUCCUGGACUAAACUAUCUCGUAGGCGAAACGGACGGAGUCCACCCAGAAAGGGAUCCGAGGGUACCCGGAAAACAGCAAUCUGUGAUAUCAUUUACAAAGAAGAACAUACAAGUUCUUAACAUGGCUGCUGGAGAUGGGUUCCCCACUAAAGUGUUCUUCAAUGGGGAAGAAUGUCUACUUCCAAAAUCAUUCCCUGUUAACGACAGCCGAAGGAACUUAGCUUCGUUAAUUCCGAGCAUCCUAAUGCUACUAUUCGUGUUCGUGUUUGUUCAGCAAUAGCCCGGAAAGAACGAGAAGAAUCACAUUAUGUUGUAGCUGCUGUUAAUUGUUUUAUUCUUUGAAGGAUUGAAGAUGAAAUGGAGCAUUUUCAGGGACUGACUGAGAUGAACACUGAGAAAUGAUAGGUUUUAUGGUCACUCAACACUAGAAGAAGCUACACCAUGGCUCUGCCAGUUCUCCUGGCUUGUAUUUUUUGAACUUUUGUGAAUUUUGUUAUUAUAAAUGUUUCCCCUACUUUUCCUCAUAUAUCAAUUAGGACCUUUGUUUUUUAUAUAUUUAUGAUUCGAACUCUUUUUGGGGCAACAUUUUCGAUUCGAAAGUUUCUUUUCUUAUGAAAUUUAGUGUUAAAAUUAUAUUUA